Messenger RNA from Sciurus carolinensis (gray squirrel), 2035 nucleotides. RefSeq names its product 5-phosphohydroxy-L-lysine phospho-lyase (gene Phykpl). Gene Ontology annotation, molecular function: transaminase activity; pyridoxal phosphate binding. The transcript has 13 exons. The coding region runs from base 82 to 1557 and encodes 491 amino acids. The record is from RefSeq and is a predicted model, not a curated record. Gene Ontology annotation, cellular component: mitochondrion. Lineage: Eukaryota; Metazoa; Chordata; Mammalia; Rodentia; Sciuridae.
CGGGGCGGGCCCCUAGAUGCCGAGCGCGCGCGGCCAAGUCUCUCCGCGCAGCGUCUCCGCACCGACUGACAGCGCGGCGCCAUGGCCACCGGUCAGCGCGCGAAGGUUGACACUCUGGCCCUGCGACAGCGGCUCCUCAGCUCUUCCUGCAGACUUUUUUUUCCUGAGGAUCCAGUUAAGAUUGUCCGUGGCCAAGGGCAAUACCUGUAUGAUGAACAAGGGGGAGAAUACAUCGAUUGCAUCAACAAUGUGGCUCACGUCGGGCACUGCCACCCUCUCGUGGUCCAGGCUGCACAUGAACAGAACCAGGUGCUCAACACCAACAGCCGAUACCUUCACGACAACAUCGUGGAUUAUGCACAGAGGCUGUCGGAGACCCUGCCAGAGAAGCUCUGUGUGUUUUAUUUCCUGAAUUCUGGGUCAGAAGCCAAUGACCUGGCCUUGCGGCUGGCUCGCCAGUACACGGGACACCAGGAUGUAGUGGUAUUAGACCAUGCUUAUCACGGUCACCUGAGCUCCCUGAUUGACAUCAGUCCAUACAAGUUCCGGUACCUGGAUGGCCAGAAGGAAUGGGUCCACGUGGCACCUCUCCCAGACACCUACCGGGGCCCUUACCGGGAAGAUCACCCCAAUCCAGCUAUGGCCUAUGCCAAUGAAGUGAAACGUGUGGUCAGCAACGCACAGGAGAAGGGCAGGAAGAUUGCAGCCUUCUUCGUGGAGUCUCUGCCCAGCGUGGGAGGGCAGAUCAUUCCCCCUGCUGGCUACUUUUCCCACGUAGCAGAGCACAUCCACAGGGCUGGAGGGGUCUUUGUCGCAGAUGAGAUCCAGGUUGGCUUUGGCCGAGUAGGCAAGCACUUCUGGGCCUUCCAGCUGCAGGGGGAAGACUUUGUCCCUGACAUUGUCACCAUGGGCAAGUCCAUUGGCAAUGGUCACCCUGUUGCCUGCGUGGCCACCACCCAAGCUGUGUCAAGGGCAUUUGAAGCCACCGGCAUCGAAUACUUCAACACGUUUGGGGGAAGCCCAGUGUCCUGUGCUGUGGGGCUGGCAGUCCUGGAUGUCUUAGAGAAGGAGCAACUCCAGACUCAUGCUACCUGUGUGGGGAGCUUUCUGAUGGAACUCCUCAGGCAACAAAAAGCCAAACAUCCCAUCAUUGGUGAUGUCAGGGGUGUUGGACUCUUCAUUGGUGUGGAUCUGGUCAAAGAUGAGGCCACGAGGAUGCCAGCAACCCAAGAGGCUGACUAUGUGGUAACCAGGCUGAAGGAGAACUACAUUUUGCUAAGUGCUGAUGGCCCCGGGAGGAACAUUUUGAAGUUCAAGCCCCCAAUGUGUUUCAGCCUGGACAAUGCACAACAUGUGGUGACAAAGCUGGAUGCCAUUCUGACAGAUAUGGAAGAGAAGGUGAGAAGCUGUGAAACACUGAGACUUCAGCCUAGCUCAGUCAAGCAUCCUCCAGGGUCCACAGGUCCAGGCUGCAGAGCGGCAGCAGGAAGCAGACCCUCUAACCUGGUUCUAGGUAACCUGGUAAUAAAAUCAACCCCUAAUGCCGCUCUGGCCUGAGACACCACACGCUGCCUAAACAACUAGAGCUCUGGAAAUAGUAAAACAGGAGAGUGAUUUCCAGGGGGGAAAUUUUAAAUAAGAUGCACAUGGGACAGGCCAUAGAAAGUUUGCCAAGUUAAAUUUGGUACAUAAUUGUGUUCACUCCGUAUCCAAACAAAGCGUGUGCGGUCAGUCAGUCAGCUGCUCCUGCUGCCGCCUCAGUAUGGCUUGUAGUUAUUCUGAUGACCACCGCGUCGCUGGCUCUUCCCGUAAUUUGUACUACCCUGACCUAGGGACAAGAACAACGUAGCAGCUACUACUUACUGAGCAUUUAUUUACCUUGUGCCAGGCGCUUGACACGCAUCCUCACAGGAUCCUCAAAAGCCCUGUACAGUAGGAAUCGCCUCUGUUUUACUGAGGCCCCAGAGCUAGUGCUCCAUUGGGUAGCUCCAGUGCCUGAGCCAGGGCCUGUCUGACUCCAAAGCCCUUGCUGCCA